CACACGUUCAUGUCAGUGCAUGAAUACAUGAGCACAAGAAGAGAAAAUGGCGAGGUUUCUAAACUCUAAUGUAAGGAAGUUUCUGGCCACACAGAUCAGGAUGUCGUCUGACCAGCUAGGAGAACUGGGUAAAGGUGCUGGGAAAGGAGGUGGUGGUGGAGGUGCAGUGAGGGAGGCAGGAGGUGCGUUUGGCAAGAAACAGGCUGCUGAGGAGGAGAUGUACUUCAAGAGAAAAGAGAAAGAACAAUUAGCUGUUCUGAGAAAACACCACCAGGAUGAGAUUGACCACCACAAGAAGGAAAUUGAGAGAUUACAACAGGAGAUCAGUCGCCAUGAGGGCAAAAUUAGAAAACUGAAACAUGAUGACUGAGACUGGCGAAUCCAGACAAUACAUUUCAUAAACCAAUGCCCCACACAGAAAUGUUUAAACUUAACAAAAUAAUUGUGGAUGCCUUACUUUAAGAAGUCAGCUAUGUAAACUCUGCUCUCAUUUAUGAUAAAAUUAUAUUAUGAUACAUAUAUGAUUGAAACACUGAAAUAAUAUAAUGUAUUAAUUCAGUGCAGUUUCUCCUCUUGUCAAUAAACAUGUCUAAAAAAUGAA
Molecule: messenger RNA, 601 nt
Organism: Pimephales promelas (fathead minnow)
Lineage: Eukaryota; Metazoa; Chordata; Actinopteri; Cypriniformes; Leuciscidae
Gene: atp5if1b
Product: ATP synthase inhibitory factor subunit 1b
Biological process (GO): negative regulation of ATP-dependent activity
Cellular component (GO): mitochondrion
Molecular function (GO): ATPase inhibitor activity
Source: RefSeq, a predicted model, not a curated record